UAAACAAAACAUCAUUUACCAUCACAAUUCAAUACACAAGAAUAUCGAAGAUGGACUCCCAAAAUGCAAGCUACAACGCUGGUCAAGCUAAGGGCCAAGCUCAGGAAAAGGCUAGCAACAUGAUGGACAAGGCUAGCGAUGCUGCUCAUUCUGCUCAAGAUUCUAUGCAACAGGGUGGACAACAAAUGAAGGAAAAGGCACAAGGAGUUGUUGAUGGUAUCAAGAAUGCUUUGAAUUCAAAUAACUAA
Vigna unguiculata (cowpea) is the source of this 248-nucleotide messenger RNA. RefSeq lists its product as uncharacterized. The record is from RefSeq and is a predicted model, not a curated record. Lineage: Eukaryota; Viridiplantae; Streptophyta; Magnoliopsida; Fabales; Fabaceae.